CUUCUGAAGGUUUGGGGCAGCGAUGAGAGUGAGCUCUCACUGGUAAACCCUUUCCUUAAAUGCUAAAGAAAAACACAAAAGAAUCUUCUACAGCUCGUUCCUCUCGUCCAAACCGACGCUCAUAACCAAAGGGAAUGAAAAUGGACUCUAUCAGAGAAGCGGAGAGUGCCACUGAACUUGAAGCCUUGUGCAAGCAGGAUUCUUCUUGGUAUCCCUGCCAGGUCUCCCUCAGUUUUGGGCAUGCAUUACAAAUGUAUUGAGGUGGCUCCUGAUUAUGGUCCACAGCUCUACUGAAGAUAGCCUAAUUGUCGACUUUGGGAGGCAGGAGUUAGAAGAUAUGGUGUUGAACAAGGAUGAAGCACUUACGCGUCUUCGUUUUCGUUCUGCUCCUCUUCAGGGCGACGACUGCUCUCGCAUUGAAGGAGAGCAUGUUCUUUCCAUCCAUAAAUCACCAUUUAAGAGCCACUUAUAUGAUGCCAAGGUGGAAAAGGUGACCAGAGUGAGACACUCUACAAGGGUCUAUUGCAGAUGCAGUUUUAUGAUUACGUGGCUUCACCCAGACUUCAAAGGACAGAUGGUCACUGUCCCCUCUAGUUCAAUCAUGAAACUAGCAAGCAAAAGCAUCAGUUCUCAUCCAACUGUUGCUGCAUUAUUGAAAUCAGUUAAGCAAAUGGGUUUAUAUACUGCACCUCCCCUUCCAAUCAUGCAUGAAGACAAUGAUUUUGAAUUUGACCUCAAUAAAUUAUUGGGAAAGCAAAUAGAAGAGAUCAACAUUUCAGCUAAUGGAGUCACAAAUGAAACUACAAUAGACAUAUUAGAGGGGGUUAAAGCUGUUGACAAUGGACAUGUUACUGUGUCCAAAGUAGGCACUUCAAAAGCUCAGGUUUCUCAUGACCAGGAUCAAUUGAAAUCUGUUACUAACAGACCUGGUAACCUGGAAGUAAACAUAGAAGAUGAGGACCCAAAAGCCCCUCUCUCAUCCAAACAAGAAGAGCAUUCAGAACACAGGUCUCAUAUUAGUCCUCUUGCUGCCCGUGCAGCUCUGGCCUCCCUAGUGUCACUUACUCACAAGCAUAUUGCUAUAAGUGGGACUGAACUUUUCAAGUCCAGUGACAGUAAUAAUAUGUCUAUUAUGGUAUCUUCUACUACAAUCAAAUCUCCAAAAAAUGAAAAUGUGAACUCAGGUGUUAGAACAACUCGCUCAACAGUUCAGAAAGGUUUUGGAAUUCAGAACAGUGAUUUGCAUGAUUCUACUGAAGCCAUCGAGUUAAGGGUCUUAACCAACACAGGAAGGUUGACACGUUUAGCAGUCAAAGAAGAAAAAGAUAUAUCAUCUAUGGAAAUUAAACAAGGGUCGGAAGAAAGUGAGUCUGCUCAGAUUACAGGAUCAUAUUCUUCUGAAGGAACUGACAUUGUACAUGAAAGCAAAGUACUGAGAAAGAAGAAUGAUAUAUCAGACAAAGCAGUCUCUUCACCACUUCAUUCAGAGAGUAACGGCCCUAAGGAAAAUCUGACGGCUGGUGAUCUUGAGGCGAUUCAAGAUGCAUAUGUUCAGAUGAAGACUUGUGCUAAAGACACCAAGUCAAGUGUUUCAACCAACAUGAGGAGGUUGACUCGUUCCAUGGUCUCUUGUAAAGACAAUUUGAUAGUUCCUGAAAGCCAUGCAGUGGAAAAGGAAAAUCGUGAAUCAAAAAAGAAGAAAGCUGUCUCUGCGACAUCUCAUAAUGACAGUACACAAGGUGAAGAAAGUAAUAGAAAGCACAAGUCCGGUGGUGUCAGAAACAGUCGACAAACUGAAGGAAAAAUGUCAGGCAGUGGUGACAAUAGUCAAGGCCAGAAGAGGAAGUCUACUUCUUUGAGUAGGCAAGAGCAACGGUUUUCUCCACGAUUAAGGUUUCUCCCUCACACUCGUUCACAAAACAAGUCUUAAGUUAGUCUUUCUUUAUCAGCAUUACUCACAAUGAAGCAAGGCAGCUUUUUGGGAACUGGUAAGAGGUUAACUCUAUUGCUUGCUUUGCCUAUGUUUGAGAAAGAGAUUAGGAAGCUAAUAGAAGGUAUGCUUCUUUGUAAUAUCUAUUUUAAGUGGAUGCAUGUGUGAACUUAUCAAUAUCUUAGUAUGAUUCACAGAUGGAGAAAACAACUUGGUAGAAUGACAUUUCACAGAGUUGGGAUCAUCUCACCUUCAUUUUUCUCUCCCAGUAUCUGUCUAGGCAUUUUAGUUGUUUUUAUAAUCAUUAAGAAGAUUAUACAUCUGUCUAGUUAACUCGUGAAGAGUUUAUAGAUUUAUUUUGAUCUUUUCUUGAAAGAGUCAUUUAUAAUGCCAAUUUUUUGGCCUAGGCAUUUGCCUCAAACCAACCAUGCUAUGCAACAGUUGAGAAAGCGUGAAAUGUUGAGUAAAUGCAAGAUAGGUACAAGUGGGAAUUUGUGAAAAUUGUGAGCCAAUACAAGAUAUCUGUGUUUAACACGUGAUUGCAAUUUGGUGUGCAAAUCUUUUGUGGGUAAGAUUAAACGCCACUUCUGAGCCCAUGCAUAAGAAGGAUAUGCACUGGAUAAUGGGCAUUGUAUGUUUUAUCCUUGUUUUGAUUGUCCUGAGCCUACUAGCUAUUGGAUACUGAUGUUCAAGGGACUGAUGUACAAGUGACUGUCCCUUGACUCCUUUGUGCAAGUGUUAAUGGAGCAAGAGCCUUAUCGCAUAAUAUAGAUUCUUUGGACAACUAUAUAUGGGUUCUCCAACAUGGAAGAAUUGGUUUACUAUAUAUGGGUUCUCGGACCUGGAAGAAUUUGUUUAACAGGGAAAUAAACACAUUAUCUCUGAGGUGCUUAGUCAUUAGCUUGUGCUUAAGGAACUUCACAUUUGUUUCACUAGGUCUGUAGGUCAUGUUGAGGUGUAGAACAAGUGAUCGUUGGAAAAUUAGCUGCUUAGGCUGAUGAAAGAUUGGCUGAUAGUGAAGAGGCACCUAGCUGCUUCGAAAACUGCUUUUGUGACCUUUACUUCAACGCCCAGAUUAGAAAAAUGAAAGAGUGGAAAAGGCAAAUAACUUAACUUGAUUGUCUUUUUUAUUUUUAUUUUAUUUUAUUGUUUUUAUAUAUAACAUAUAUCUAAUUUCAAACCUGCAGUUAGGUUUUUACAUUCAAGUUCUUUUCUUCACAAUAAUCAUGGUACCAGAGCAUUUGUGACACCAUUUUCUGUUUAUUUGCAUUCUAACCGUAAAUGCAUCAAGUCAUAUCAUCAUUAGACCUUGCUUUACACUAUGCCAGAUGAGUUCAACAACUGUAGGACAAGUCAUAUCAGUUGUACCAUAACAACUACUAUUACUAAUUUUGGUCCGUAUCCUAAAUUAGGCUCAAAUGGGACAUAUAUCCUAAAUUAGGCUCAAAAUGGGACAUAUAUCCUAAAUUAGGCUUCUUUGCACCAACUGAAACAUGAGUUUCUUAUUUCUAUUGAGCCAGCAGGAUAUCACCCGUGCUCAUAUAAGCUUGCAUUUUCAUGUCUUUAGGAGCUCACUUCGAGGAGCAAGCAAGCCUUUGUCAAAUGUUAUAGACACUUGAUAAUUAUGUCUUACUAUACAUAUAAACAUGCAAAAUGCUACUACUUAGCAAAGAUCCUAGGUAAGAUUAUAGGGUAGGUCAAGGGUAAGGUUCUCUUGCUAUACUGCUGAUUAGGUGGAGUUAGGCGUGAAUAUCUGCUCGUGAUUGAUAGUUUGAUAACAUAGUAUGUGGAAUAUCUGGCAAGAUAUCAGUACAUAUUCAAAGUAGUUUUCUCUUGCUAAAUAUAUGUAAUGCUGUCAAAAUCCUGUAUGUAUUUAUGUAUGUAUGUAUACGUAUGUAUUAGUUUUGUUUGUCACUGUCAGUACUCAAUAGUCGUUGACAUAGUUACCUUAUAACAUGUUUCCAAGUCCUUUUCAUACAGGAUGAUGGUGGAACCUCUGUAAGACAUUUUAUUAAUGAGAUUGAUUGGAUUUAUCGCAGCAAAUCACAUUACUAGUUGCUUCACCAUCGUAUUUCAUUAUCAAGUGUACAAUUCCUAAGACGAAGUGAUGGAUGUGAAGAUUUAAGUACGUACUUAGAAGAUUGGAACCAUAUGAUUCCAUUUAUAAUUCACCACUUUGACAACUGGUUGCUUUCUUUCGAAUAGUUAUUUUACAGCCGGCACAACAUACUUACGCCUGAUCGUAGAUAUGCCAUUGUCGUUCUGGUAUAACACGCCAGGGCUCAUAGGUUGAUUUGAUUUUAACAGUACAUGUUACUUUUGCUAUCAGACUGGGUUUACUUGCUAUGUUGGCCCGCUCGUACGCCAUUUGCUAGCAUAAUGUUCAUCAUUUGGGUUGAUUAUGCUAAUCACAGUCAUUCAUAUCAUCAACAUAGAUCAACCGUUUCCGUUUGGUUGCUGAUUAGCCGUUCAUGUAAGCUUAGAGGACUGUAAACAGCAAGCUUUGUUGUGUAGUAUUUGAUUUUUUGAAA
This is a messenger RNA of Rosa rugosa (rugosa rose), 4461 nucleotides long. RefSeq lists its product as uncharacterized. Lineage: Eukaryota; Viridiplantae; Streptophyta; Magnoliopsida; Rosales; Rosaceae. Gene Ontology annotation, molecular function: chromatin binding. The coding region runs from base 275 to 1930 and encodes 551 amino acids. The transcript has 5 exons. The record is from RefSeq and is a predicted model, not a curated record.